Molecule: messenger RNA, 1541 nt
Organism: Glycine soja
Lineage: Eukaryota; Viridiplantae; Streptophyta; Magnoliopsida; Fabales; Fabaceae
Product: putative methylesterase 12, chloroplastic
Exons: 5
Coding region: 224-1252 (342 amino acids)
Biological process (GO): jasmonic acid metabolic process; salicylic acid metabolic process
Molecular function (GO): methyl jasmonate esterase activity; methyl indole-3-acetate esterase activity; methyl salicylate esterase activity
Source: RefSeq, a predicted model, not a curated record
UAUGAAAGUCUGGUGUCGUUGAAAUCGAACGCAUUUAAUAAGCUCUAAAAUCAGUUGAGUUGUCGUUUCAUUGCUUUAUUUUUUUGGCAUUCAUUCAUACCCAACAACUUAACAACUCCUCCAACCCUCCUAGACCACGAAAAAACAAAAAAAGACAAGCGAUAAAUAUAGGGAAAGAAAGAAAAACCGAGGCUUUGCUCAAUUUCAGUGAAGAAAGUGAAAGAUGGGUAAUCGUUUCAUCUGCAUGACGAAGAAGGAGUCGAAAGAUGUUGGAUCGAGAAGCAAGAGAAUGGGUAGAUCACAGAGGAAGCUGGUGAGUGAGGAAGAGCUGCAUCUUCAGGCACUUUCUAUGGCACUUCAACAGCAUCAACUGUCUCAGAGGUUUGAAGGCUCCAUGUCUAGGAGAAUUGGCUCCUCCAGAAGGCACGCUGUCUCUGAAUCUUUUUCAGCCAACAAGCAGGUUCCAGUAAAUCUGGAGAACAUUAAAAUAAAGAAGUUUGUACUAAUCCAUGGAGAAGGUUUUGGAGCAUGGUGUUGGUACAAGACUGUUGCCCUUCUAGAAGAAGCAGGGCUGCUUCCUGUUGCCUUAGAUCUUACAGGCUCUGGAAUUGAUCUCACAGACACCAACAACGUCACUACAUUGGCAGAUUAUUCAAAACCUUUAACUGUUUAUCUGCAAAACCUUCCUGAGGAUGAACAGGUUAUUCUUGUUGGUCAUAGCAUUGGUGGUGCAUGUAUUUCUUACGCAUUGGAACAUUAUCCACAGAAGAUCUCAAAAGCAACUUUCCUUUGUGCUACGAUGGUGUCUGAUGGCCAAAAACCUUUUGAUGUUUUUGCUGAAGAGCUAGGGCCAGCUGAACGUUUUAUGCAAGAAUCUAAGUUUUUGAUCCAUGGGAAUGGUAAAGAAAAGCCCCCAACAGGAUUUAUGUUUGAGAAAGAGCAGAUGAAAGGGUUAUAUUUUAACCAAUCCCCGGCAAAGGAUGUUGCUUUAGCCAUGGUUUCCAUGAGACAUAGCCCUCUUGGUCCAAUAAUGGAGAAACUGUCUCUAUCUGCUGACAAAUAUGGUACUGGUCGCCGGUUUUACAUUCAAACAUUGGAUGAUCGUGCGCUUUCACCAGAUGUCCAAGAGAAGCUUGUGAGGGAAAAUCCACCUGAAGGAGUUUUCAAGAUCAAAGGCAGUGACCACUGUCCAUUCUUUUCUAAGCCACAAUCUCUUCACAAAAUUUUGGUGGAAAUAGCUCAAAUUCCUUAGCUUAAUGCUCAACGGGAUUUGUUUUUAUCUUUCCAUCCCUUAGGAUUACAAAAUUGUAGAGUUGAUAUGGCUUUUCUAUAUUUACCAUCAAACAGGAAGCCCAAUUGGGAGAAGUAUUUUUAUUUUUUAUUAUCGUGAAAUAUAAUAGAGGAAGGAGCAUGAUUUCAUCGCAUUUAAGACAACAGCAUAUUUAAGACAAAAGCUUAUUUAAGACAAAAGUCUUUUUCCUUUUCUGUUCAUGUGUAUAGUAAAUUAGUAAUGUAUUCAUUUUUGUACUUUUCAUUUAGGC